GUGUUAUAGCCCUCUUCUGCCGCCAGUAUGACAUCAUCAAGGACAACGAGCCCAACAACAACAAGGAAAAAACCAAGAGCGCAUCUGAAACAAGCACACCAGAGCACCAGGGUGGCGGUCUCCUCCGCAGCAAGAUAUGAAACCCUUUCAGUGCUUGCUCUGAGCAGCUCAGAAGACAGUAGAGAAUGUGAGAGGACCUCACUAGAACAGUGACGAUGAUUGUCCAACAGACAUCUGGCCUUCUCUGCGUCUUCUCCCCACUUCCAUCUUCCUGUAUCAUCAGGCUUCCUAUCUUCUCUCUUGGCUUCUCUCUUUCUGAUGUCUUUUCCUGAAGCCUCUAAGUAACCCCUAACUCCAGGAGCACCUCAAUAAUGUCGGUGGCUGAGGUUUGCAAUCAGAGACAGAUCUACAGGCCAUGAGAGAACCAGGCAGAGGGAUGCCUUUGCAGGGGUAGACUGGGUGCCAGGGCUCUCAGCCCAGGGUUUGCAUCUUGGCCACUCAGCUUGACCGAAGGCCAGGUGUGAAAAGGCAGAAAAACAAGACUUUCAGGCGGGGCCAUUCUUUUCUUUCUGCGAGGGAGAAGAGCCUGGUGUCUAGGCUGUAGCCCUGCUGUUCCUUUCCUCCUCUGUCCUGCUUCCUAGCUUGCAAGAAGUCUAUUUAACCAGCUAUGGCCACUUCUCUCAUUUGCUCCCUCCCGUUUCUCUGUGAACAUCCUCAAAGUGUGGCUACCCCCAUCUUCAGGGGAAGGGUUUCAUCCUCUGUUGCUCCCUGUGCCCUUCUGGGCAUAGGGUGAAAGCUGACGAAAGUGGUGGGGGUGCAGCUUGCCACCGUUUUUCCUUUUCCCCACCGUAGUCUGAUGGAGGAGGCCGAACUACAAACCCAAAUUCUGAAAAAAAAAAAAAAAAAAAAAAGCCACAAAGCUAGAGGGUAGAUACCAUUGUGGAGAAGGCAAAGCUGCAUGAGACACAGCCUCCUGCCUCACUUCUCCUGGACUGUCUUCCACAAAUGCACAAAGCAGCUCUGGAAGAGAGCAAGACUGGCUGGAGCUGUGUCUGUCCGACCAAGGGCACCAAGGAAGGUGUGGGGCUGGCCUGACUCCAUCAAGCCCUUUCUGGAUUGAGCCAAUAAAGACGUCUUCGGUGUGAGGUGCUCCACUGCCAGUGUGUAUGCGGUUAGUUGUUUUGACUCUCGGGAAACCCAACUGGAAGGCUGCACUCCAGAGGCUAGAGGACUGAGAUAAGUGUUUGCAUCUAUCUUGCACAAGGACAGAUCUUUGUGGUGAGAUGAUAUGGAGAUUUAAGAAGACCCAGAAGGGACUGCCCACUUUUAAAGGAAGCGCCUCUGCCGUGCAGCAGUGUCAGCUUGGGUAAAUGAAAAGGCUACAUGAACAGCCCACAUCCUAGGGGCUGCUGAGACCUGCUGGAAAGCCAUUCACAUGAGAUGGGCAGAGAGCGGCCACUGUCACUUUGGAUUUCACAGGGUCCUGUGAAAGUUAUCCAGGGUUCUCGUCCUUCCCCAGAGCUUAAAGUAUGAAAUGACAGCUAGUGCUCUCUGUUCUCAUUCUCUCUCUGCUUUCUUCCUUUCCUUUGCCCCUUUCUGGUUAAAAAAAAAAAAAAAAGGUGCUUGAUGAGGCGAGCAGACUUCUUGGGGACUGAGGUACCAUGACUGCCAAAUGCCUGCAUGGGAAAAGGUGGACUGUACAUUUUCCAUCAGUGGCCAAGGCAGCACACAGUAGGUGCUUGGUAAAAUAUCUGUUGUACUGAAUGAUAAGCACUGGUGCCCAAGUCAGAGAGCUGAAAGCCAUCACCCAAUGACUGCCCCUUCAUUUGGGUCUUUAACAGCUCUCAAGGAUGAUGGGUUAGCCACCACUCUGCUUUCUCCAACUGUGGUAGCACGGGAGAGAAGAGACAGAUAAGGGCAGAUGUCAGCAACUUAAGGGCUUUCUCCUGGGAGAGAAUGAGGUUCCACUCAUCGUCUUGUGACUUCCAUCCCUGCUGAAUGGGGCUGCAAGGCCAAGGCUCCUUACAAGAGGUCCUUACCUCUGAUCGUUAGAGCAAUAACCACUUUUUAAAUGUAAAAUAAAGACAAAUAAUGAAAAGGCA
Molecule: messenger RNA, 2102 nt
Organism: Psammomys obesus (fat sand rat)
Lineage: Eukaryota; Metazoa; Chordata; Mammalia; Rodentia; Muridae
Gene: Fndc5
Product: fibronectin type III domain containing 5
Biological process (GO): positive regulation of brown fat cell differentiation
Molecular function (GO): protein binding
Source: RefSeq, a predicted model, not a curated record